CAUUUAAGAAAGCCCGCAAAUCAUUCGGUGGCUGACGCUGCGAAAGGAGAAGAUGGCAGCACAUGUCUCGAGUUGAACCCAGGUGACCUGUGAGUGAGCGAGCUUAGAGCCUCAGAUGGCUGGUCACAUGUUGCUUGCCUUCCAAAGCGCCAAAAGGGAGUCAGUGUUUUGAGACUGACAAAGGUUCGGGCGCUUUUCACAUCCACUUUGCCACAUGACACGUGCGCUUUGCAUCUUUUGGAGGUGUUUGGCUUCGCAUUUGGGCCGAAACCCGAGGCGCCGAUUCAACAUUUACCAGGAGCUGUGUUUUGGGCUGCUGUACCGAGGCUUGCAAUUCUUCCCUGGCACACUUAUGUCGCCGGCGACAUUCUAUUGCCUGUGUGUCUUCGUGGUGUACGGCUUUGGCUUGCUCGCCUUUUUCAGCAUGCUGGGCAGUGCUGCCGAAGUGGUGCUGGCGGGCGCUUUGUAUGUGAGCGGUUUGGAGGAGUGCACUCACGUGGCCUUCAUGCCGCCUCUCCGCGAGAACUGUGCCAUGACCUUUUGGUUCGUCAGCCUUUGGGCCCUUCAGGACCUUCACAAGAAGCAGGCCAAGGCUGACUUUGCUUUGACGGCAGGCCUUCGCUUCCUCCUCAGCGUGACGAUGUUUGUCUUGCUUUGGCAAUUCGCCUGCUUUGCCUUGCUUCUGCAGGCCUUCGCGCUCUACGCCAUGCUACUGCUGGGCCUUUUAGAGGCAUCCUUUGUGGCUUGGGCUUCUCGCCUUCACGCGUGUGGCACGCUUCUGGCAAGCUUGCUGCGCCUGGGCGAUACGUGGCCGCUGAGGUCACCCUUCUUUUCUUUGGCCGUGGCUUUCAGCAUGUGCAAGGGCCGCUGCAGCGCGGUGCUUUGUGGUGGUCUUGCCCUUCUGCUACACCGGCUCGUUGCCUGCGAGGAUGAUGCGCACAUCCAGGACUUUUUGCGAUAUCGACUGCAGGCCAUCCUCCACACGGUCGGCGACAAACCGCCGCCCGUCGCAAGCUACCACGCAGCGCUCUACGCCGGGCAGCGCAGCUUCAGCUCACCGCAACUGGCAGAGCUGCGCCGGCCGCUGCUUUACGCAGGGCUUUUGGGCAUCGCCUCCUUCCGGCCGCGGUUUGAGCAUCAGCUGCAGUCCCUCCUGGCCUUGGCGACAGCACCACUGUACCUUCUCAUGAUGCGCUACCAAAUGCUCUUCUUCCCGCAGAUGGUCCUGCUGGGCGGCUCCUGCGCCACCUUUCUGCCGCCAUGGCUUCGCUUGCCGUUGGCCAUGGGAGUCUUUGCGCUCUCAGAGGGCAGCGUGCCGUGGCGAGGUCAAGCGAGUGCAUUCCUGGAGGACAAGGUGGAGAGAGAUGUGCUGAUGUCCUGGAUCAGGAACUACACUGCUCCAGAAGAUGUCAUAAUCUCUGGCAUGGGCGUGUCUGCUUUGGUUCGGCUUCAUGCACUCCGGGGCAUUGUGUGCCACCCGCACUAUGAGUCUGCGCAGCUUCGAGAACGAUGCUUUUGGGCCGACAAGCUGCAUGGCCACAGGACCCUGGAGGAGUACCAUGCAAUCAUCCGACAGCGGCUGCUACCAGGUUUCAACGGGCGGGCCUUUGUGGCGGUCUCUGUGAAGGACUGCUUCAGCGUCAAUGAGGCAGGGCAGGUCGUGUCUGGCCUGGUGGAGGUUGACGAGCCUUGGCGGAGAACGCGGCCCAAGACCUGCGACCUUCUCUACCAGCUAGCUGCAAAGAAGGGCUUGGGCUUCCAGCCCCGAUGGCUUGGCCGCUGGUUCGCCCUGCUGGAGUUUUUGCCCGGAGGUGUAGGGCAGCCGCUGCAGUUCUCGCAGGCCACGAGGUGUGCGUUUGGGCGCUAUCUCUACGAAGAGAAGGGUGACGCAAUGGCUGCGGAGCACUUCCAGAAGAUUGGCCAGAGCUGGCGCAAGCUGGCGCCGGCCUGCGGCUGCGCCGCAGAGCUCUUUGGGCCUGCGCAGGACAUCCACAUUGCCCACUCCUGGGCGGUGGAAGAGGAGCGCAGAGGCUUUGGAUGCUGCCCCAUGAGCCCGAAGUUCUCCACAUGCUUGUCCGACAAGGCCUUCCGCUUGCUGCGCCAGGGACAGUCUCCAGCGCUGGCGGAGCUGUAUUUUCAAAAGGCGGCCGAGCUCGCACCGUCCUCGCCGAAAGCCCAUGGUUUCUUGGGCUUUGCCAGGCUUCAAGCUGGUAUGGCUUUGGAGGCCCAGCAGAGCUUUCAACGGGCGUUGCAGCUGGAGGAAACACCGACAGACACCACCAAGUGCGGCGGGCUAAUCCUCAGCCCCGCCAGGUGGCGAGGCACUAUCUCGAGUCAGACCGGCCUUGGCCAGCUGGCCGGGGCCCGCUUGGCUUUGAAGGAGCUGCCGAGCUGCCGACAGCACCUCCAAGGC
Molecule: messenger RNA, 2413 nt
Organism: Effrenium voratum
Lineage: Eukaryota; Dinophyceae; Suessiales; Symbiodiniaceae
Source: the annotation of a GenBank genome assembly